This is a messenger RNA of Apis mellifera (honey bee), 2715 nucleotides long. RefSeq names its product phosphatidylinositol 5-phosphate 4-kinase type-2 alpha (gene PIP4K). The record is from RefSeq and is a predicted model, not a curated record. The transcript has 9 exons. The coding region runs from base 269 to 1753 and encodes 494 amino acids. Gene Ontology annotation, molecular function: phosphatidylinositol kinase activity. Gene Ontology annotation, biological process: phosphatidylinositol metabolic process. NCBI's taxonomy places the organism in Eukaryota, Metazoa, Arthropoda, Insecta, Hymenoptera, Apidae.
GCAAAGUUUCUAUAGCUGUUGCAAAUUGCAGGUGAGAUACGGUUGUCCACGCCGUUUUUAAAAGGAGUUCAGUCGCUAAUCAACUGCGGUAGGAUACACUUGGGACCUCACCGCAAACAUCAUAUAGAACUUGCGACUUUUCCGCGUUAGAAUCGCUGUAUGAAGCAUUUCGCGAUGAUGACAGUGUAAGAAAUUUGUUAUACUCUUUAUUAAGUAUAUAGCGGGGGUGUUAUUAGACAUAUUCGUAGCAGGCACCAACGCAAGAAACAUGUCUAGUGUACCACAAAUGUCUAGUGGGCUUAGCAAGCUCAAAAAGAAACAUUUCCGAGUUAAACAUCAAAAGGUUAAGCUGUUUCGUGCAAAUGAACCUCUUCUUAGUGUUUUUAUGUGGGGUGUCAAUCAUACGAUAAAUGAGCUUAGUCAUGUUAAUAUACCAGUAGUACUCCUACCAGACGAUUUCAGAGCUUAUAGCAAAUUAAAAGUGGAUUAUCAUUUUUUUAAUAAGGAAAAUAUGCCCUCACAUUUUACAUUUAAAGAAUAUUGUCCAUUAGUAUUUAGAAAUUUACGAGAAAGAUUUGGUAUAGAUGAUUUAGACUACAAGGAAUCAAUGACAAGAUGUCGGGCAUUUAAUCCUUCCCUAUCAGAGAGGCAUUGGAAUUUGGAUAAGAAUGGGAAGACUCAUAAAUUGGUUCAACAUUCUGCUACUACUCCUUCAAUAACUUUUUCUCCUUCUCCUGUUCUUUCACAAAUUCCAGUCCUAAGUAAACCAUUACUACGUUCCUACAGUUUUAAACCAAAGCGUCUGAGAUCACAACCUAUAUUAGAAGACUCAUCUGGAAAAAGUGGUGCAAAAUUUUAUCAGUCUUAUGAUAAAUUGUUUAUUAUUAAAACUCUUACAGGAGAAGAAGUAGAAAGAAUGAAUUCAUUUUUAAAACAUUAUCAUCCAUAUAUUGUGGAAAGACACGGAAAAACUUUAUUACCUCAAUAUCUUGGCAUGUAUCGUUUGACAGUAGAUGGAGUCGAACAUUACGUCGUUGCUAUAAGAAAUGUAUUUUCAAAUCAUCUAACCACUCAUAAAAAAUUUGAUCUCAAAGGUUCAACAGUAGAUCGUGAAGCUUCUGAUAAAGAAAAAGAAAAAGAUUUACCUACUUAUAAAGAUAAUGAUUUUGUUAAAGAAGGAAUGAAAAUUUAUAUUGGUGAAGAAGCAAAAACUAAACUUAUAGAAACAUUAACUGCUGAUGUUGAUUUUUUAACAAAGUUGCAUUUAAUGGAUUAUUCUCUAUUACUUGGAUUACAUGAUUGUGCACGAGCUGAACAAGAAAAUAGAGAACGUGCUGAGAAAGAGGAAGAAGAGGAUAAUCAUGAAGAAGAAGAUGAUAGUGAAUCAGGAAGUGGACUUGAUUCACGAGGUCCAAUGGGAGAUCGUCUAUGGGGUUGGAGUGGCGUUGCAGGUAUGACAACUCCUCCUGAAUCGCCACAUGCUGCAUUAAUGCGCGAUACAAGCUUACAAUAUGAAGAUGCAAUAAUUCCUGAAUUAGAUAUUUAUGCAAUUCCUAGUAAAGAAGGUGCACCUACUAAGGAAAUUUAUUUUUUAGCCAUAAUUGAUGUGUUAACUCAUUAUGGUGUACGUAAACAGGCAGCAAAGGCAGCUAAAACGGUGAAGUAUGGUGCUAAUGUUGAUGGUAUAUCAACCUGUGAUCCAGAACAAUACGGCAAGCGAUUUAUAGAAUUCAUGAGCAAAGCUAUAGAAUAAGCUCCUUGUUCGUUGUUGUUAAGCUUGUAAAUUUGGACCGCUUGUUUGAAAGUCGUGAUGAUACUAUCGCUUCUUAUUACGUUAACAUUAAGUGCAUUGCAUUUGCACUUUGAUGUUUAAUCAUAAAAAUUUUUAUUUGAUAUGUCAGUACUGUUGAUUAUAUAUUUCAGUAUUCCUUAUGACAUUUACAAUUGAAUUAGAAGCAUAACCAAAUUUUAAAAAUUAUAGACUCUUAGAAGAUCUGUUAAAGAUUUCUUUUCAGAAAAUGUUUAAUAAUUGUUGUAAUCAGUGAUAUAUUUUUUUCAGUAUUUAAUUAUUAAUUUCUUUAUAUUCAAUUAUUGAUUCAUAUUCAAUUCUUUAUAUUCAAUUAUUCUCUACGUUUAAUAUUAUUGUUUUCUUCUUAUAUUCUUUAUUUUUUGUUUAUGUUAUUCAUAAUUCCAAAAUAUGAGACUUAACUUAAUUUUUGUGCAUUAUAUGUUCAAGCAAGACGUCGUAAAAGGUUUCUUUAUUGCACAUAAUCUUUAUUUUAUAAGAUUGUAAUUGGUAUAGUUAAUAUUAUAUUCAAAAAAAAGUUUUUUACAUAUAUUUGUUAAUAUCUUUUUGUUGCAUUAAUUAAUAUAUAAAUAAUGCUAACAAAAAAAUGUAUUGUAUAUUAUUUUUGAUGCACAUAAUGUGCUAUAAAAGCUGCAUCAUUUGGCAGUAAAUAAUAUGUAAACUAGUUUACUGAAAAAUAUUAAAAUGAAUGUUGAUGUUAAAUAUGAUAAUCUCAAAUGAAGCAUGGUUUAGUAUUUCACGAAGAAAGCCUAUUUAUGAGAGUCUCUCCAAUUUCAUCAAAAUGAAUUAUAUUGCUUCUAAUCUAGUGUCUGUGGUGUCGUCUGGAAUGUUUAAAUAUCCGAAGUAGAAUAUAACAGUUUUUACAGUGAGAAUUUUCUUUUUUUAGUAGGUCUAAAAGGAGGAGAGAA